Molecule: messenger RNA, 1109 nt
Organism: Eucalyptus grandis
Lineage: Eukaryota; Viridiplantae; Streptophyta; Magnoliopsida; Myrtales; Myrtaceae
Product: ankyrin repeat-containing protein BDA1-like
Exons: 2
Coding region: 84-1109 (341 amino acids)
Molecular function (GO): protein binding
Source: RefSeq, a predicted model, not a curated record
UUCUGCAAGUUCGCUACUCCUACUUCCAUCCAUCAUCAUCACCGAGCAAAUCCCCUCUCCUGCUACAUUCCCCUCCUCAAACAAUGACCCUUCAAGAAGCAAUAGAAGCUGAUAAUGUUGAUGAGCUAUACAGCUUAAUUGAGCUGGACGAAAAGAUCUUAGAUGACGGAUUCGAGGGUCCCUUCUCAAAUACUCCACUACAUGACGCUGCGGGCAUGGGGAAAACUAAAGUAGCCAUGGAGAUAGCCACCUUGAAGCCGUCGUUCACUCGAAAGCUAAAUUGCAGGGGUUAUAGCCCCAUGCACUUGGCUUUGAAAGAAAAGCAUUAUGGCACUGCGAGGGCACUGAUGACCCUCGACCCUGAAGUGAUUCGAGUCCGAGGACGAGAGGGGUAUAGCCCUUUACAUUUUGUAGCUGGGGAAAUAUUGCAGGAUCAAACGGAGCUCCAGGAGCUCCACGAACUCCUGGCAGAAUUCUUGUCUACUUGUAAAUCGUCCAUUGAAGACUUGACAAACCAAUGUGAGAUUGCAGUUCACUUUUCUGUGAGGAAGGGCAACACCAAAGCACUUGAGAUUUUGCUUGGAUGGCUUAAGCGAGUUCAUCUAACAAAAAUCUUGAACUGGAAAGACCAAAAUGGUAACACUGUCUUACAUAUUGCUAUAAUCAAACAGCAGGCGUUUGGGGCUACAUCUGGACAGCAGCAACUACCCGUGGCUGUAUCCGGACAGCAGCAACUUCCGGUGGUUGUAUCUGGACAGCAGCAACUUCAGGCCGGACAGCAGCAACUUGAGAUCAUCAAGCUAUUAGUUGGGUAUACGAAUGUAAAUGCGAAGAACUUCCUGAAUAGGACAGCUUUGGACAUCUUCCAAAAGAGUGUUCAUUUUGAUGAAGACGUUGCGAAGAGGCUAUGCCAAAGAUCUACUUCCACCCUCUCUCUGUCACAGUUUUUUAGCAAGGAAUUAACUGCUUUUGAGAAGUACACAUAUUUUUUCCGCAUCCAAGAUGAAGCCACUCGCAACAUUAUCCUUGUUGUGGCUACCUUAAUUGCAACUGCCACGUACCAAGCCGUUCUCAGUCCUCCGGGGGAUUUUGGCAGGACUCCUCUUUAA